Messenger RNA from Cordyceps militaris CM01, 1350 nucleotides. RefSeq lists its product as uncharacterized. The transcript has a single exon. The coding region runs from base 1 to 1350 and encodes 449 amino acids. NCBI's taxonomy places the organism in Eukaryota, Fungi, Ascomycota, Sordariomycetes, Hypocreales, Cordycipitaceae. The record is from RefSeq and is a predicted model, not a curated record.
AUGGGUCGCGACAGUGAGCCUCAGACCUCACGAGUCCAAAAAUCGCCACAAAGCACGUCACGGCGAUCGUCUCAACCCAGGCUCGCCAAAGUAGCAAAAAAGACCCGUUUGCGGCGGCCUCGUCCUGUUGAGCCAGGCUCUGUUGUCGACAUUAUCCGGCAGCACCCUGGCAGUCGGCUCUUCGAACGGAUCUUGUGCUGGACAGACCAGCAUGCACAGCUCCUCGGCGUCCAGUUCAACAAGCUGCCAAAGUGCGAUACUCCUAUACCAGUGAAUGAGCCUGGCUCACCGCCGCCCAAAGGGCACAUGCAGCCUUCGAGAACCAUCACGACUCUUAGUGACAAGCUCACGUAUAUCCUCUCGUACAGGAGUACUGAUCCUGAUGAUUUGUGCGCGACUGUACGCACAAUCAUGGGCACGCUCUGGCCCGCCACCUUCUGUCGGGUUGUUGGUUUCGGAAAAUUGCAUCUCUAUUUCGGAGACAAAGUUUACCACGACGCUGUCAAAACCCAAUGCAUUUGGGCAUACCCAGGCGGCCAUUUUCUACCGUCACAAAGUUCCUUGAGCACCGCGCAGUCAACACAAGAAACAGCUUCACAGUCGGCAUCACAGUCGCAACAGUCGUCGACUUCGCGGCAACAUCUCCUGACCGACAGUCCUAUGGUUUGCUACAUGAGCAAAGCGAAGCUAGAGUCGAUGCGGACAAAAAUGUUUUACAUCUUGUCUUGCCCCAACGGCGAUCUCAACAAACCCGUUCACAACCUACGCAGACUGUGGGCCAAGGCCCUCGCGCCAAGCAACGCGGACGCGGAUGCUCCCAUUGCGGGCAUCAUGCUUGCCAUGGCCCAAAGGCAUUUCUACGCGAACCAGUGCGGCAGAGAAAAAUCUCCAGCCAAGAAAGAUAAACCAUUCCAUGAUGUGAGGAUGCGCCUCUUGACACACGAUUCCGAGACGGCUGAAUUCCUUGUCUAUACAGGCCACAUCACAGCGACCUUUUUGGAGCACUUUCGGCGGCCACACAAGAUGCCGUCCGCCACAAAGUUUGACGGGGGCCUCGGCCUGAAGAUCGACUACGUGAGGGUCCCCAUUUGGCCGAUUCUAGGGCUGCGAGAGCGACUCGGGAAGGCGCUCGGCGAGGACCUCGUGGGAUCCUUUGAUCCGGCGGUCAUGGAAACGUGGGAAGAGGAUGUCGUCGAGGCACCCACGUCGAUCGGCAGCAAGCGGAAACGGAAGGCGCUUGUCGAACUCGUGAAUAGAAGCUUCGAGGAGUCGGACGACGAACAGCCCUCUCCCACCCGCGGCAAGAAAAAAUGCAUACGGCCCGGAAUCCAACUGCAAGCCGCGGCCUAG